AUGGAACAGAAACUCAAAAGGAAGCACCUCGAAGAUUACCAGCAAACUCUACGAAACACCACAAGAAGCGUACAGAUGGAACAGGCUGAAUCUAGAGUGAGUCUCACAGACAGACUUCUUGACAAAAUUAUCCCUGCUGGCUACAUCAAGGUAACUCCAAAAGAAAUAUCUCGUGGCCCCUCUGUUACUGUCCAGCUAUAUCAGCCCCCAGACCACCAGCCCUCCGUGGAUACAAAUAUCAUUAAUGAGAUCUCUGUGGAAUACGAAGGGAUUUUUCUCAAAAAGGAGGAUAGGAAACAUUUGUCGCUCCUUGUUAGAAAAAGCGAAGAAGAUUUACUCGAUCCCAAUGAAAGAAAGCGAUUUAAGGUCAUGGAGGUUAUUCUAAGAGCUAAGAAUGGAACAUCUCAGGUGAGAAAAAAAGCCAACCGCUGGUUCAACUCCCACUCCUCUGACUUGGGGCGAAGGCAAUUUUUAGCGUGCUCUUACCUCUAA
Candidozyma duobushaemuli is the source of this 492-nucleotide messenger RNA. RefSeq lists its product as uncharacterized. NCBI's taxonomy places the organism in Eukaryota, Fungi, Ascomycota, Pichiomycetes, Serinales, Metschnikowiaceae. The coding region runs from base 1 to 492 and encodes 163 amino acids. The transcript has a single exon. The record is from RefSeq and is a predicted model, not a curated record.